Diaporthe citri is the source of this 2019-nucleotide messenger RNA. RefSeq lists its product as uncharacterized. The coding region runs from base 1 to 2019 and encodes 672 amino acids. NCBI's taxonomy places the organism in Eukaryota, Fungi, Ascomycota, Sordariomycetes, Diaporthales, Diaporthaceae. The record is from RefSeq and is a predicted model, not a curated record. The transcript has a single exon.
AUGGACACGCGAUCGGUGGUGCGAAGCUGUCGAAGGAGUACAAGGCUGACGGGCCAGCCUCCUCAGGACGAACGCGUCAAACGACCUACCACGGGUAAGAGACGCGACUCUGAUCACUACAAGUCAGCCAAGAACAGGAGCGACACGUCUCGCGAGGGAAGCUGCCCCCAGAUAGAUUCAACUUCGAAAGCAUCCUCGAGCAACGAUGUCCACCUCGCGAUUCCCGACACCAAUGCGACCAAGGCAGUCGUAAAGAAAGACGAGGAAGGCCUCGCGCUCCCACUAUUUCCCAACCUCCGUUCUUCCAAAGCAAAGCCCACCCAGAGCCCUGAAGUUCAGACUGAUCACACUACUGCGCCCCAUCAGGACUCAGUCGACACUUCCUCUGACAGAGCCAUCAAAGGUCAUGCGAGCAGGAAAUGGGUCAAGACAGAGAGGGGUUCUAUACGGCUUGCCAGCGACUCUGAGGCAGAGGGCACGAAGAACAAUGCAGACAAGAAAUCAGUUGAGGUUGAAGAGGGACAACAUGCCUCAUCUGUGACGGCUAGACGACGAAGCAUGAGGCUGGCGAGUAUGACGCCUGGUGUUGGGGACGAGACGGCCGAUGUCUCCUCUCGACCCGCAGGGAGCAAGACCAAAGCUAUCGCCACCACGCCAUAUUCGCCCGAUGCUGUUUGGUCUGAUGCAGAGCAGGAGUCGGAGCCAGACUUGCAAGACAUGUCCACUCGAGCGACAUCUGAGCACGAUCUCAUCACUCACCUGACUCACCAUGAUGAGCUUUCCAUUCACGAUGGGAGAACCGACGGAAUCCUCCAAGAAGCCGAACUCCAGCAGAAUACGUCCCCGAUCCCCGAGCUCGUAGCUGAUAUUGAAAAGAUCGUCCUGUCCAGUCCCAUUGCUGGCGGGAACUCAGCAAAUGAUGGCACCAGAGCCACAAAGGCUUCGACUCCGUCCGAGGCAUUGAGGAAGCGAGCACCUGCCAGGAUGGCAACCAGGUCCAGAACUCUCCGUAGCUCCUCGCGCUCCGUUGAGAAUACUAGCAAGAUCGGCAAGGAUCUGGGUUCCGAGCAGACAGACUCUGAGUCUUCACAACUCGACGGCGCCUUUGAUGACAGCAUCCGAGGUCGAAGAAAGAAGAAGGCACAGGCAGCGGAUGGCACGGCCACCACAGCCAAGCCCAGAGAGCCCCGUGGCACCAAGCGAAGUGCGAAGGAGCUGUCUCAAGAUGAGGGAAAUCCUGAUACUCCGGGUCCCCGGCAGCGUCGGAAGCCGAACAACGACGAGCCAAAUCCCGAGGUCGACCUCAGCUCAGCCAACCCAAUCGAGACUGCCACUUCUCGAGAUUCCUUCUCAGUCGACCACCCCGAAGUUGAAUCCCCUCUGAACAUUGGCGAGUUCGCGCGGCGCAGCGACGAGCCUGCGAAUCCGGUCAUGCUUGCCCAGAUGCUCAGCACAAACCCGGAGAGGGCGGACAGCGACAUUGAUUCCAACGCAGCCGACAAUGGCUCCGAGGGACUGAGCCAACAGCUUAGUGACAUUGAUUCCACCGCAGCUAACGACGGCUCCGAGGGAGUGGGCGAGCGCUUGAGCCCUGUGAUCGAUACACCCAAGUGCGCGGACUGCGGCAGGGCACCCGAGCGGUACCUCAUCUGCGCCAAGUGCAAGGAGGCGAUCUACUGCGGCAAGUACUGCCAGAUCUGGAACUGGCCUCAACACAAGAACCGCUGCGCCGCCUCGGAUGAGGCGGACCAGGCCGAGAUCGACUUGCAGGAGGCAUACCUGGGAGAUAUGUGGGCGGCUGCGCUGGGGAUGCUAAAGGAGGAGAAGAUGGCCGGAGGCACGCUGGAGUCGCUGUUGCUGGGGGAGGCCGUCCGGCACUCGCACACUCGCAGCGCUCGUGGAUCUGUUGGCUUUGAUGUUGAUGCCUCCCAGUCGACGCCGGGCGAUCAGCAAGCUGUGGAUAGGACGCGGGCGAUGUCGAUGCGGCUGGCACAGGCUGAAAUGGGAGGCGAUGAGUAG